Molecule: messenger RNA, 765 nt
Organism: Brugia malayi
Lineage: Eukaryota; Metazoa; Nematoda; Chromadorea; Rhabditida; Onchocercidae
Exons: 7
Coding region: 1-765 (254 amino acids)
Source: RefSeq, a predicted model, not a curated record
AUGCAUGUGCUAAAAAUUUAUUUUAUUGUCUUAGUUAGUGCAAUAUUAAUAGAAUUAAUUAAUUGUAAAUCGAUGAAACGAUCAAAAUGCAAAUGGAUGAAAAAAUCAGUAACGGCAAUUUCAAAGAAAAAAUCUGAUUCAAUGAAACGAAAAUGUGUAUUUAGAAAAGGCGAGAAAAAUACAACAACAAAUUUGGAAAUGAGAAAUGCACUCAAAAUGGGUAUAAAAAGUGCGCUCAAAAUGGAUCAGGCAAGAUCAGCACAAGGAUCAAUGUUUCUUGUUCAUCAACAACCGGAUAUUUUAAAUAAUACCGGAGAGGAUGGAUUAUUUCCAAUUAGAGAUGAAUGGUUGGAUAUAGCAAAUCGAAUUGAUGAUCAUCCAUCUGCCGAAGAAAUGGCAUAUAAUUCAGCUAGUCAAAUGGCAUAUUUAAUUCGUGAACGACAAAAUGAUGAAAGUUGUAAAUCAUCCGUUGCUGCAUGUGAUGCUUAUACAUCGAUGUGGCCACAAAUUGAUGGCCUUUGUGACUUAUUUUUUGUAAAAUGUUUGGUUGAAGUAGCUGGUAUGAUUUGUCGUAAUUAUACUGAAAAAGAUAUUUUCAAAUAUGCGCCAGAUUUAUGUGAUAAUAUAUCUGAUUUUUGUACUCAAAAUCGAGAAGCAACAAUUUCAUUCUGCUGGGCGUAUCUUUAUCAUCGAUAUGGAGAAAUUUCAAUGAAUCCGCAGCCACCAAAAACAGGAUUUAACAAAUUUAUAGAAAGUUUCAUUUAA